Triticum aestivum (bread wheat) is the source of this 3234-nucleotide messenger RNA. Its product is annotated as serine/threonine-protein kinase-like protein CCR4. Bases 326 to 2881 code for a protein of 851 amino acids. Gene Ontology annotation, biological process: protein phosphorylation. The record is from RefSeq and is a predicted model, not a curated record. Lineage: Eukaryota; Viridiplantae; Streptophyta; Magnoliopsida; Poales; Poaceae. Gene Ontology annotation, molecular function: ATP binding; protein kinase activity. The transcript has a single exon.
AGUCAAGUCUACCAAACCAAACCAAAACAACCUCCCUCACCUCAUCAUCGAUCCAUCAUCACAAUCACACACACACAUUUCUGAAUUAAUCUACUCCGUAUAGCAUGACUAAAAUAUAAAAGUAAAACCAACCCAACCCAACGAAACCCAACGCGGACGCGGUGUACUCGACUCGUUCUCCGUCGAUCCAUCCAUCCACCCACCUACAACCCCGAAACAGAAAGCCAAGCCACCAAGCGAGAAAUCAAAUCCAAGCAAACCGAACCAAACCCGAGCUCCCGAGCUCCAUCCAUACAUCCAUGUCGUCUCCUCCCUCUGCCUCUCAAUGCUAAUGUCUCGCCGCCCCGGCCUCGCCACCAGCACAACGCGCCUCCUCGUGCUCGCCUUCCUCCUCGCCGUCGCCGCGGGCGCCGCGCCGCCGUCGCCGCGCCAGUUCUCCACCGUCGCCAUCUCCCACACCGCCAACAGCACGCUCGUCUGCGCCCUCAUCAUCGACAGGGUCAACGAGGAUGGCGGCGGCAACUCCAAGCUCCAGUGCAAGUCCAUGCCCGACGGCGGCCUCACGUCCUACCCGUCGGCUGACAUCCCCUUCAACGCCAUCGCCGCCGGCAAGGACUUCCUCUGCGGCCUCAUGGCGCCCGUCGGCGGCCACGCCGCCAUGCGCUGGUGGUCCUUCUCCGAGGAGGAGCAGGCCAGGCGGUCUCGCCCCGUAGGCCGGCGCAUCUACUGGGGCCCCUCGCUCCGCUCCAUGUCCGCCGGCGGCCCGCACGUCUGCGGCCUCUCCGACGACCACGACCCCACCUGCUGGGAGUGGCCCGGCCUCGACCUCCCCAAGGGCCUCGACUUCUCCCUCAUCGCCCUCGGCCAGGACUUCCUCUGCGGCAUCGUCAAGGGCAACGACACCGCCAUGAGGUGCUACGGCGGCCGCAUGCCGCCGACGCCCCAGUUCACGGCCGACGGGGUUGCUGUCACGUUCCAGACGGUCGCCGCUGGGCGCCGCCACGCCUGCGCCGUGGACAAGCUGGGCGGCCUCGUGUGCUGGGGCGACGGGAACCCCACGGUCCGUCUCGACGAGCUGCCGGCCGACAUGAUGGCCAUGGCGCUCGGCCGCAACACCACGUGCAUACUCGCCGGGAACGGCACGGUGAGGUGCUGGGGCGUGAAGGUGCCGGAGGAGUACACGCACACCACCUUCGUCUCCAUCGAGGCCGACGGCGACACGGUGUGUGCCGUCAUGACGAGCAACUACUCCGUCGUCUGCUGGGGGAACGACGGCCGCUUCGACGGGAGGCACCUCGUCUACAACAACACCAUGCCGGGAGCCUGCGCCCCUAAGAGUAACUGCUCCUGCAACAUCGUACCGGACUCAGGGAGGCUUUGCGGCACCGGCGGCGGAUUGGGCGGCGAAGAACUCGCCGUGUGCAGCCCGUGCAAGCAGCCACUGAACGCGUCCAGGAUCGUCGUCAGCAAUGGCAGUACGGCCCAGCUCGGUGACGACGGUGGUGAUGCGAAGAAGAAGAAGACGCUCUUCGUGGGGCUCGGCGUGGCCAGCGCCGGCGUCUUGGUGAUCAUCGUAGCAGGGCUGACGUUCUACGUGCUGGCGUCCAGGAAGUCGGACAAGAAGGCGCACGCCACCGUCCGGCUCGGGGAGUCGUCGUCCAGGCGGCUCUGCCGCGACGGCGACGUGGAGAUCAUGGUCAUGCCGGCGCGGGAGCGCUCGGCUUCGCAGCCUGCGCGACCGCUCGGGUGCGAGGAGUUCACGCUCAAGGAUCUCUCGCGGCUGACCAACGCGUUCGCGGAGGAGGCCAAGAUCGGGAGCGGCAGCUUCGGGUCCGUGUACCGCGCGAAGCUCCCCGACGGGCGGGAGGUCGCCAUCAAGCGCGCCGAGCGCGCGUCCACCGGUGCGCGGCGGCGGAGGCGGUUCGACGCGGAGCGGGCGUUCCGGUCGGAGCUGAGGCUGCUGUCCCGCGUCAACCACCGCAACCUGGUGUCCCUCCUGGGCUUCUGCGAGGAGCGCGGCGAGCGCAUCCUCGUGUUCGAGUUCAUGCCGCACGGCGCGCUCCACGACCACCUCCACGGCGAGGACGCCGGGUCCGGCCACUCCCCGCUCUUCUCGUCAUGGGAGGCGCGGCUCCGCGUGGCGCUGGACGCCGCCCGCGGCGUCGAGUACCUGCAUUGCUACGCCGUGCCGCCCAUCAUCCACCGCGACAUCAAGCCGUCCAACAUCCUGCUCGACGACGACUGGACGGCCAAAGUCUCCGACUUCGGCCUCUCCCUCGUGAGCGGCGCGUCGGCGUCGGCGAGCCCGACGACGACGUCGGGGACGGCCGGCACGGUGGGGUACAUGGACCCGGAGUACUACCGUCUCCAGGAGCUGACGGAGCGGAGCGACGUGUACAGCUUCGGCGUGGUGCUGCUGGAGCUGGUGACCGGAAGGAAGGCGAUCCACCGGGACCAGAGCCAGGAAGGGAGCGGGUCGCCGAGGAACGUGAUCGAGUUCGCGGUGCCGGCCGUGGAGGGCGGAAACAUCGACAAGAUCCUCGACAGCCGGGUGCCCGCGCCUCGGGGGCACGAGGUGGAGGCGGUGGCGCGCGUGGCCAAGAUCGGCGCCGAGUGCGUCCGGCCGCGCGGGCGCGGGCGGCCGGUGAUGUCGGAGGUGGUGGCGGAGCUGGAGUGGGCCGUGACGCUCUGCGAAGAGUGCGUGGUCCGGUCGGCGAGCGGCGGGCGGAACAGCAGCUCCCGGAACGGCGGCUCCGACAUGUCGCGGUCGAGGUCGAGAUCGGAGUCGGAGGACCGGAGCCCGUACCACACGCGCGAGUUCAGCUUCGGGUCGGGCCGGGUCGCCGGCGUCGGACAUGCCAGGUCCUACUCAACCAUGUAAAGAUUUGAUCUUUUUUUUCUUCUUUUACGGUGUCUGUGUAGGAAGGGUGAAUUAGUUAUUGUCCAUAAAAUUUUACAGGAAAAAAUACAGUGAGAAAUCAAAACAAGUUCUCAUAAUUUUGCAAGAGAUGGAUGGAUCGAUCAAUGGGUUUGCUGUAAAUUGUGGCGGUUAAUUUAACGUUUUGUGGUUCGUGGAGAAGAUGAAAUGAAACCACAGAGUAUGUAGAUUUAGGGGAAAUUUUAGUAGUGGUGGGUUUGUACGUACUUGGUAGGUUGUAGGUAGAGCUAUACUUAAAAGCUCAACAAACAGCUGUUGAUUAUAUAUACAUAAAUGAAAAAUAGGGUCAUAUGGUA